GGCGGCCAGACGGAGACUGACACAGCUGCCUAUGUAAGAGGCUGAGAGCGGACCCUUGAGACCCUCUUUCCCCUUGGCCACAUAAUUCUACCUUUUUAAUACACAGGGGUUGGGGUCUUCUGCGCUUCCCUUCAAUGGCUUCCAGAAUUGCUGAUUCUAUGUUGCUCUUCAUGGGCCCCCAUCAAAGAUCAAUUCCAAGCUAUAGAGUUGGCCCCCAUUGUUCUCCAGGCAUGCUUUGUCUGAAGUUGGAAAGUAUUCUUGGGAAGGAAAUAAAACAUCGAAAAUGUUCCAUUUCCACGAAAAGGUCUAAAAUUGUACAAGCUGUGGCAAUUCCAGUUGCACCUCCUCCCAUAGACAGUGCAGAAUAUAGGAAACAAUUAGCUGAAAGCUAUGGCUUUCAACAAAUUGGAGAACCACUUCCAGAAAAUGUUACAUUAAGGGAUGUCAUUGAUACCAUUCCAAAAAAGGUGUUUGAGAUUGAUGAUGUGAAAGCAUGGAAGUCAGUUUUAAUAUCUGCAACUUCCUAUGCAUUGGGGCUUUUCAUGAUUUCAAAAGCUCCAUGGUAUCUACUCCCUCUGGCUUGGGCAUGGACAGGGACUGCAGUCACUGGGUUCUUUGUUAUAGGGCAUGAUUGUGCUCACAAAUCGUUUUCGAGGAACAAAUUACUUGAAGACAUUGUUGGAACUCUUGCCUUUUUGCCACUAAUAUAUCCAUACGAACCAUGGCGGUUUAAGCAUGAUCGGCAUCACGCAAAAACAAACAUGUUGUCUGAAGACACAGCUUGGCAGCCUGUUUUGAGGGAGGAGUUUGAUUCAUCACCGACCUUGCGCAAAGCAAUUAUAUAUGGAUAUGGUCCAAUUCGGCCUUGGAUGUCUAUAGCUCACUGGUUGAUCUGGCACUUCGAUUUGAACAAGUACAGACCUAACGAAAUUAAGAGGGUGAAGAUAAGUUUGGCAUGUGUCUUUGCAUUUAUGGCUAUUGGAUGGCCCUUGAUUAUCUAUAAGACGGGAGUCAUGGGAUGGAUCAAGUUCUGGUUAAUGCCAUGGUUGGGUUAUCACUUCUGGAUGAGUACCUUCACAAUGGUCCAUCAUACAGCUCCUCACAUACCUUUUAAAUCAUCAGAUGAAUGGAAUGCAGCUCAGGCCCAGCUCAAUGGAACUGUUCAUUGUGAUUACCCUCGUUGGAUAGAGAUUCUCUGUCAUUAUAUCAACGUCCAUAUCCCCCACCAUAUUUCGCCUAGGAUACCCAGCUAUAACUUGCGGGCUGCUCAUCAGUCUCUUCAACAAAAUUGGGGAAAGUAUCUGAACGAAGCUAGAUGGAACUGGCGUUUAAUGAAGACGAUCCUGACAAUGUGCCAUGUCUACAACAAAGAACAAAACUAUGUUGCCUUUGACAACCUUGCCCCUGAAGAAUCUCAGCCAAUCGUCUUCCUUAGAAAAGUAAUGCCUGAUUAUGCUUGAUUUAUUGCGUGCCUGAUGGAUGGGUCCGGCUCCUUUUUGUGCUUUCUUAUCUGAUUAUCCUUUGCUUUUUGGGUCAAAUUACCUAUUUGCUUUUCCAUGUUCUCAUUUAUGUUGAAACAACUCUUCUCUCUUUAUUAUUUAUAAAUUGAGUGGCGGGAAACAUUGGAGGAAGUUUCCUGGAAAUCAAUAACUUUGCUUUUGGGUUA
This is a messenger RNA of Vitis riparia (riverbank grape), 1666 nucleotides long. RefSeq names its product omega-6 fatty acid desaturase, chloroplastic. Gene Ontology annotation, molecular function: oxidoreductase activity. The coding region runs from base 135 to 1460 and encodes 441 amino acids. The transcript has 10 exons. Gene Ontology annotation, biological process: lipid metabolic process. Lineage: Eukaryota; Viridiplantae; Streptophyta; Magnoliopsida; Vitales; Vitaceae. The record is from RefSeq and is a predicted model, not a curated record.